GUUUGCAGAUAUCAAGCCGCCGACGACAUACAGAACGGUUAUUUUCCUGCUCCGACUGUGACAUUUUGGCAGGGAGGUUUUUAGCACCAAGGGAUUGGCCGCCAUUGCUCGCGUUUUUCACCGAGUUUCAUCGAGUUUUUAGGAGUGAUCUCGGCGAGGAAUCUUGACUGGUUGUCGGGGCAAAGUUUCUAUAAUUCGAGGAGGAGAUUGUGACAAGCAUGGCGGUGAUUUGGGGACUAGCGGCCCUAUUCAUCAUGUCGUUCAUCGGCAGCACGACAUCACAAAGUUAUAAGAUAGGUGCGAUGUACGGAGCAAAUACAAACAUGGACAACCAUUAUAAGGAGCUGUUUGUUGAUGCAACGACUUACAUCAACCGAGAUCCUGAAUUUAUGAACGGGAACAGGGAAACCCUAAAUGUCUACAACUAUAGACCCAUCGCUGGGACCAACUGGUCACUGCCCAACGCACCACAGGCACUGAGAGCAGCUUGUACUUUCGCCAGUUCGGUGGACAUGCAUGGACUGAUCGUUCCCUCCGAUGUCUGCCCGGGCUGUAGCGGGCAUACCGGCAGGAUCGUGGGUAAUGCCUUCGCCCCAGUCAUCGCUCUAGAUCAGGCCUCGGGAUCUAAAGCUUACAAGAUGUUGCCUACAGACAGCGACUUGUUGGAGUUGUGGGUUAGUGUCAUCAAUCACUACAAGUGGCAAGACUUCAUCUUCAUCCAUGAUGGAGAUUCAGCUUACUCAAUGGCCUGGAUUCUGCUGGAGAUGGAGAAUCAGAACAAGUGGCACGUGGUUCCGUACCAGAUCUACGAUGAGGCAGAUUAUGCUGAGAUGGCCAAGGACCUGAAGAAACGCAGAACUCAAAACUACCUGCUGUUUUUACACGAGGAGGAACGACUGCCUGGAUUCGUUAAUUGGAUGUUGGACAGUGGCAUGUUUGGUGACAAGUACCACUGGAUCUUCGGAAACCUGGAGCCGCCAAUCAGCCGUCAAUUUCUUGACGACAAGCUCCGUAUCCACACGUCUUUCUUGACUCGCUUCAAGAUGAAAAUCGUGGAAGGGGUGGAGUCCAAGGUCCUGACCAGGAACCCGAUUCCCACCAGGAACUGGCCUUUCAGAGAGAGGACGGCCUACGACUCCAUGUUGUUCUUCGCCAAGGCCAUGACGGUGUAUAGAGAGGAGAACGGGAGGUAUCCUGAAGCUGUGCCUAAGUGUGGGGACGAUCUCAGCAGUCAGUUGGGAACUGUCAUGCAAAAGGUCAGCUACGAAGGAUUGAGCGGGGAGGUUGCAUUCAACUCAGACGGUGAUCGCGUGAAUUACACCAUCAACAUCUUCUUCGGCAAGGACAAACACAACAUUCGUCAGGCGGGAGUCUGGACUCAGAACAUCGACCAUUACGAACGGAAGUACGGCGAGAAAUGGCCGAAAAACACCGGUCGUCUUCAUAUGACUCCGUUCAGGCAGUCCGACCCAUCAUACAUCAAGAUACUCUCCAUCGAGGAGCCGCCAUUGCUGAUGUUAAGGGACCACGACUACACCCGGGCGCGUCGCCAGAGCUCGGAUGAGCUCGGGCUGGACCGCUACUAUGGCAUCAUCCCGGAGCUACUGGUAUACAUCCAGUACAUCUUCGAGCACGACAUGGGCAUGGAAUUCAAGUACAAGAUCGAGCUGAUUGCGGAAGGGUAUUAUGGGAAGAGAAACCCUAAUACCGGAGACUGGGAUGGGAUGGUCAAGGAGCUUCAAGACUCGGAUGCUGAUCUUGCAGCCGGUGCCUUCACUGUGACCCAAGCCCGUGAAGAAGUCAUUGAUUUCACCAAGGAUUUCUACAAGGGAAACAUCAAGACCCUGAUCAAGCAUCCUAACUGGGUUCGAGAUUUCCCCUUCAACUUCGCCUUCGCCCACGACUGGGACACCUGGUUGGUCAACCUGUUCGCCUUUGGGAUCACCAUCCUGGUUUUCUGGGCCUUGAUGCGUUUCCACCCUCUGGAGUACCGCAAACAGUCGGAAAUCGGCCAGGCCACUCGCGAGCAAUCCACGGAGUUCACGCUCCGUAACGUGGCCUGGAUGCUGACCGGGGUCGUCUUCCUUCGUGGGCACAAGCUCUCCCCAGCAUCCAUCGCUGGAAGGAUCCUCCUGGCAGCCUGGUUCUUCUUCUCCUUAGUCAUGGUCUUCACCUACAUGCUGAACCUGACUGAUUUCAUCGCUAUCGACAAGGACAUCCUGACCAUUAACGAUCCUGUCGAUCUCCUGAACGAGCCUCUGUUGAAGAUUGGGAUGGUGCGCCAUGGUCCUACCCACGACUACUACUCGAUGUCAUCCAAGGCAAGCGACCAGCAACUCAUGUCCAUCAUGGGAGUCCUAGACCGCGACCCGUUUGUGGAGAGGAUGCGUGAUGGCGCUCUGAGAGUCCGUAAUGAUAAUGGCCACUAUGCCCUGGUUAGUGAGGAGCUCUUGUUGACUUACUACACCCAGAGUGGACCUUGGUGUGACCUCUACAUCGUGGGGGAUCCGGUCAAGAAGAUGAAGUACGCCUUCGCCACCCCGUCUGGCUCCCCCCUGCGAGACCAGAUCACCUACGCCAUCAACAAGCUCAAACAGAACGGAACCAUCAAGGAACUUGUGGAGAAGAAGUGGUUCGGGGAUCAGAAAUGCGAAGAGGAGAGUCUCUGGGAGUCCGAGAGCGUCCUGUCCAUCAAUGCCAACGAUCUGGAAGGCAUCUAUUACGUCUUGGCUAUUGGCUUGGUUCUGAGUGCCAUCAUCUUCUUCAUAGAUGUCUUGUGCUACUGGGUGUUUGGAAGCUGCUCCUCCGCGGGGGAUCCUCGUCCCAGUAACCCCCGGGGGGAUGGAUUCACCAUGACCCUCAACCCACGUGAUAAGCCGAGAGAUGAGCGCGACUAUGGCAAACCACCUGAGGAAAAGUCCCCUAACUUGUGGAUUUAGAAUCUCAAUAACAGGGACAGUGAGUGUGACCCUUGGUUUUAUUAGAGUCAGUAAUAAAGGGGAAGAGGACUCGGCUUUUCAGUUCUGUAGUGAUUUAUUCUCACUGAAAGAUGGAAAUAAGGGAAAGAGAACCCGAUUAGACAAUGUGUUCCCUCGGCUCCGGUUAGCAUUGGAAUGUCUUUUAAAAAUAUUUACAAAAUUACAGUCGCUAAUAGGAAUGUUAACACUAAACCAAAUAAUAAAUACAAGUAAUGAUCAAAACGUUCAAUGAUCGAAACAUUCAACAUAAGCAGCAACUCAGAUAAUCAUUUCAAAGUUUCUCAUAAUAUCAUUCAAUAACGUAAAUCACAUUGGUGUCAUUCAUGCUGUGUAAAAAAUGACAACAAAAGAGGAAAUAAAUUGUUGGAAACGGGGUUGUUUCAGUAAGCGUUGUAUACGUUAUAUUUUGUAUAUAUUUGGAAUUAAUACUCUUUUUGAUUAGUACUAGUCUUUUUUUGGUUGGCAUAGUUAUUUUAAUCGAUUGAUUUCGUAUUACCUACCUGUAUAUAUUGGUUUUCGGUUGUAUAUUCAAAUGUACUAGUGUUUUAUGCUCUUAUUCCUAUUUGCGUUUAAAUUAAGUUGAUGAACAAGCUCAAAUGUAUUCGCAGUAAUCGGCAAAUGCUUUUAAAUCACCAGCAAGCAUACUAUAGAGAGAAAACGAACCGCGACAGUAGAAUAAAAAAUAUUACUCGGAGUUAUGUAAAUUUUUUACAAAACCAAAAUAUGAGGGCUUAUUAGUAUUUUGUGUUUCUGCUUUUUUUUUUUUUUUAAUUAAAUAUAAAUUGAAGAUGGCACUAUUUGAUGUUUUUAAAACAAAAGACUUGGUACAAAUGUAUUUGACUUUAUUUACAUGUACACGUACAUCGUUCUUGUAAUGUUUAAAACAAACCAUUUGAUUAUACAUGUAAUUGUUCUUUUUGUUUAACUUGAUACAAAGAAUGUAACCAUAGGCUAUGUGUAGUUUAAAACAUCAUACAUGUACAGUCGAUUAUCGUUAAUACGAGCUUGGCUACGAAUAUAUUCCGGUUAAGACGAGCAUAUUUCGCAGUAGGCUCGACCUAAGGGUAGACAUUCCUAUGAGGAACAAAUUGUUUAAUACGAGCUUUGAUAGUACGAGAUUGCAGCAGGAAUUAGGCCUACAUUUAAAGUGUAAUGCCAAAGCAUGACGAAAUGUCAAAUUGGGUAGAACUUGGGAACAAAAAUUGAAUUCAAAAUCAAAUCGACAAGCCCAGUUAAUUCGAAUUUUUUUUUUGUCUCGCCUAAACUUUGUUUAGGAAAGAGACUAUGCAAUCACUAUGUUUCUACGUACGUAGUAUUUGUGUACAUAUGUAUGUGGUAUUUUGGUUAAAGUUUCGUAAAAUUUGUCUCAUUUCAGAAGUUGAAGUCCAAUUGGAACCAAACUUGGGUCAUAGAUGCAACAUGGCAACCUUCACACUGAUUAGUUACGCUUUAAAGAUAAUCGCGAAAGCAGGCGAGACGCAUUGUUCGCGAACCAUCUUGUUCUGGUUUCGUAGUUAAUUUUUGACUUAGAUGAGCAAACCGAUUUUUUUUCAUGAAUAUGCUUUUAAGAAGAUAUUUGUAUUUUUAACUAAACUGAUCGAUGUAAAAACUUUGACGACUAUGUUUGUAUUGAAAUAAAAUCGCCUCUAGUUGCAGCAAAUCGUACCAUUU
Patiria miniata (bat star) is the source of this 4649-nucleotide messenger RNA. RefSeq names its product glutamate receptor 1-like. The transcript is spliced from 10 exons. The record is from RefSeq and is a predicted model, not a curated record. Gene Ontology annotation, cellular component: dendritic spine; plasma membrane; postsynaptic membrane. Lineage: Eukaryota; Metazoa; Echinodermata; Asteroidea; Valvatida; Asterinidae. Gene Ontology annotation, molecular function: transmitter-gated monoatomic ion channel activity involved in regulation of postsynaptic membrane potential; AMPA glutamate receptor activity. Gene Ontology annotation, biological process: modulation of chemical synaptic transmission; synaptic transmission, glutamatergic; monoatomic ion transport. Bases 219 to 2939 code for a protein of 906 amino acids.